Fusarium poae is the source of this 3423-nucleotide messenger RNA. RefSeq lists its product as uncharacterized. The transcript is spliced from 2 exons. The coding region runs from base 1 to 3423 and encodes 1140 amino acids. Lineage: Eukaryota; Fungi; Ascomycota; Sordariomycetes; Hypocreales; Nectriaceae. Gene Ontology annotation, biological process: mitotic cell cycle. The record is from RefSeq and is a predicted model, not a curated record.
AUGGAUUCACCACCCAAGAGAAUGACACGGGCCAGAGCCGCUGCCAAGGCCACAGAGCCCUCCGUGAAAACCACAAAGAUUGUCACAGCUGCUGCAAGGGCGAGAAGCACUGCAACAGCGGGCACCAAGAGCACAGCCGCCAAGAGAAAGACAAGAGCAGAUGAAAAUGACGAAGAUGAGGAGCAGCAGCGCGAAGUUGCCGUUGUUAGAAGAACGCGUGGUCGACCAAGGAAAGCUGGGGAUGUUGAAGAGCCUGAAGCUGAACUUGAAGCGCCUGCAAAGCCCACACGGGGUCGUAUAGUAAAGAAGACUGCUACCGAAGCUCCCAAGUCGACCACCACCGCCGCCGCCACUGCCAAACCUAUGCGAGGACGGCCAAGGAAAGUAGUUGCUACUGAGGAACCUGCCCCAGCGCCACUUAAGAAGGCUACCACAAUACGCACCCGCACUACAACAUCAUCGACAGCCACGAAGCCAACAACAUUGGCCAAGCCUCCUCUGAAGAAAUCUGUCAAGUUCCAAGAGCCUGAUAAGGAGAAUAUCGAGCCUGCCGUCGAGGCAAAGGAGCCUGCUCGAACUGGAAUCAGAGGCCGGCCGGCCAAGCGUGGAGGAGCAGCUGGAAGUCGAACAACCAGAGCGGCGGUAAGAUCCGCUGAGUCGACAGACAAUAAACCAUUAAGUCCUAAGAAGAUUACCCAGAUACCUGUCUCGAAGGACGACGAAUCCGAGGAUGAACUUGCUGGUGACAUGCCACCUGUCAAACCCAUGAUGAAGAGCCCGAUCAAGCCCCCUACCAACACUCUCAAGACCCAACCGGAGCACAACGAAGAACCCACCGAGUCGAUAAGUGCUCCGGAAAGCAUUAGCAACCCUCCUAGCCUCGGCGCGCACAUGUUGAGAUCUCCUGCCAAGAGGCAACCUGCUUCACCCGACAAGGACACCUUGAGAUCACCAGCUCGCCGCAUUGGUCCUAUUGCUCUCCCUGGAUCGACUAUGAAGAAGUCACAGGAAGGCGACAACCAGGCUGAAGAUGAAUUUUCUUCCAAGAACUCCCUACUUCAGUCUGCGGCCAAGAGGCCCCAGUCACCCAUCAAGGGGUUGAACUUUGGAGUUUCCUUACAGCCUCAGCAAUCCCAAUCAGCAAUGAAGGCCUCUCUUCUCCUUUCACCACCUAAACGGGCCAUGCCUGGGCUGAAACCAGUUACAGAACCUCGACCUCAAGAUGUUCGUGCCCUUGGCGAACCACCAAUCAUGAAGCCUUUGGUUCUUGGCACUCCUUCUCGUGCUCCCUCCAUCCGACCUUCUGAUAAGCUCAUGUCGGAGGAGCAAGCCGAGUUGGAUCUCGACACAGUCGAGGCAGACGUCUUCGACCAGCCAUUGGAAAACUUGGAGUUCCCCGGUCGUCUAUCUGCUGUCCUCCCCCGUCAUGCUGAUCCUGCCUGGAAGAAGGAUAUGGGUAUUGUCAAUCAGCCUCGAGAGGAGACCGAAGACGCGGAAGAGCCCCAGGUCAAGCCAGAGAUUGUCGAAGACGUUCAGGAGGAGGCUCUUGUCGAACCCGAAUCAACUACAGAUGCGGCUGAUCUUACCGAAGACGAGGAGGACAGCAUGGUUGUCGAUGAGGAUGCUGCCGACGAGCAGGUUGUCAAGGCAGACACUCUCCAAGAGACCGAAUCCGAAAGCGAUGCCCCCACACACUCUCCCGUGCAGGAACAGAAUCCCAUGUACCAGCUUCGAGAAAAGGAUCUAGAACCUCACGAUACAGAUUCGGAAUCAGACGACGAGGACGCUGCACCUACCAACACAGUGCCUGUCACUCCAACACCAUUUGUUCGCAAGACACCGAAGACCUCUCGAGCUUCUAUAGGCGGAUUCAGCGCUCUUGCCGAUCGUCUGGGUUCUUGGAAGGCUAGCACUCCAGUCAAAAUAGCACCUCUGACUUCUGGAGAGAACAAGGCCGGUGUGCUUUCCGAACGCGUUGCUACCCCCAAGUCUAUGGAUUCGCCAGCCUCGACUCAUUUCUUUGAUGAUGAAAUGACUGUCCGAGCAGGCAUGGAAGAUCUACAGGCGGAUAACACUGCAGAGAUUGUUGAUCCCGAUUUCGACGACAUGGAUGUCACCGAGGAAGACGUUGAACUGGCUCAGGAGGCCAACGAGAUGUCUCUGAUGGAGCCCGACGUCAUUGACGAGGUUGUCAACACUAAUGCGUUUGACGAUACACUCUCUGAGGCUAGCCAGGAGUAUGGCGACGAGAACGAGAUUCCUUCCUCAAUGGUCCCCACAACCCCUGUUCGCCCUGUUAUGAAGACCUUCAAUACCACUACCAAGGUACCAUUAAAGCCUGCGGACGACUCCUCACCAUCCCCUCUUAAGAAACGUAGCUUCAGCGCCUCGCGCGUCCCACCAAAGCGUCCCUCCGGAUCAACAAGGAACUCAAGUGCACUCCCAUAUUCUCCCAAAGGAAGGAAGAGCAUGCCCGCUACCAUUCCUGAGAGUCCCUCAACCCCCCCUCCAGCCACUCCCUCAAAGUCAGACCUUUGGUCUUCACUGGGAACACCUGCGCGAACACCCCGUCGCGAUCUGAACCCAGCCAUUCUUCGAGGUGCUGUCGUCUUUGUCGAUGUAUAUACCAGCGAAGGAGCUGAUGCUAGUAGCAUCUUUGUGGAUUUGCUCAGUCAGAUGGGCGCCAAGUGCAUGAAGUCAUGGAGCUGGAACCCUAGUGGUUCUGAAAACGAUAUGACUUCAACCAAGGUUGGAAUCACACAUGUUGUUUUCAAGGAUGGCAGCAAACGCACACUGGAAAAGGUCCGAGAAAGCAACGGAGUCGUUCAGUGUGUUGGGGUUAGUUGGGUGCUUGAUUGCGAGCGUUUGAACGACUGGGUCGAGGAAAGCCCCUACAAGAUUGACACAAGUAAUAUCCCCCGCGGUGGAGCUCGCCGUCGCAAGAGUAUGGAGCCCAAGGCUUUGGCCAACAUGAACGGCACUCUUGUCACUAGCCCUACCAAGGGAGGCUCUCGUACUACUCCUUCUACCCCAAGCAAUCGUCGCCAGAGUACACAAUGGAUGUACACUCCCUCGGAGCAAGACGAAGACGAGGAGAUGGAGGACUUUGAAUGGUCUGAAGCUAUUCUUACACCUGUCCCCAAGACACCUGCUCCAGAGGCUAUUGCACGAUACGCAGCCAAUCUCGAUCUUGAGUCGGCUUCCGCUGAUGAUGAUGACGAUGACGAUCUGGACGAGUCACCUACGAAGGAUGCUCUCCUGAUGCGAACGUGCCCCCCAAAGAAGUCCAUCCGUGAAAUGGGUGUUGGACUUCUCAGCCAGACCAAGGAUGAUGGUGUUCUUAUGCGACUCAUGGCUGCACGACGCAAGAGUCUGCAGUUUGCCCCCAAGAUCGGUAGUCCUUUAGCAAGGACCUGGCAGUAA